AUGCCACUUUACAAGUACAUCGCGAGGAUCUCCGGCAAACCAUACGACAGCUUCGUGAUGCCCGUGCCAUCCUUCAACGUCAUCAACGGAGGUAGCCAUGCUGGAAAUCGUCUGGCGUGCCAGGAGUUUAUGAUUCUGCCCGUGGGCGCCUCCAGCUUCCGUGAAGCCAUGUGCAUCGGUGCCGAGGUCUACCACAACCUGAAGAGCGUCAUCAAGAAGAAGUAUGGCCAGGAUGCCUGCAACGUGGGCGACGAGGGUG
This is a messenger RNA of Cladocopium goreaui, 259 nucleotides long. NCBI's taxonomy places the organism in Eukaryota, Dinophyceae, Suessiales, Symbiodiniaceae. The record is from the annotation of a GenBank genome assembly.